GGAGGUGGCUCAAAAGGGGCUGUCAUCGCCCAGGCAGUAGGUGUAGAGUCCUGGGUGGAUCCCAGGCUGGCCUGACACUAGGACCUCUUGGGGGGGGGUGCUCCACAGCCUGGACCCCAGAACCCCAUGACACCAGGGCCUGUGUAACAGCAGUAGUAGUGACCGUGCAGCCAGAAGUUACUGAGAGCCCUGGGGGUGCUCCUUGGAUUUUACUGCCGGCUCCAGGCAGAGCUCCGUGAACAUUUUCUGCCCCACCCCUUUAAAAAAUUGAAAAAUAUAUCCUCUCUAGUGCAUUUUCAAGUUGACAACUAAAACUUCUCUUUAUAAGUUCAAGUAGUUGCAAAAGGUAGUAAUUUGUAGUGUAUUAUGAAUAUUGACAUAUUCAAACAGAGCUGGCACAUCCUUCCUUUGAAGCAUCUAACAUAGUCCACAUAUUCUGGUGAAUUCGUGCCGGCUAAUGUCUGGCUUAAAAAAGAAAAAGAAAAAAAGAACCAGCUCUUCUUUAACAGUCAGAAAUUUUACAUUGUUCCUUUUUGUCCUUGGACUUAACUUGCAGUGCCCCUCCGGACAGAAUUCUGUCUCUUGAAUUAUGUACCAGCAACCAAAAUAUGUACAGAAAUUCAAGUUUUAAUUUUAUUUAACUUCCUGUGACCAUAAGGUUCUGAAUGUUAAAAUAUUUUCUUCUGGAUUGAAUAAAUUUAAAAUUAUGAGUGCACUGUUACAUAAAGCAUUUCAUGUAUGACGUAUUUUCAUGAAUAAUUCUUAAACCCUAACAGUGAAAUGGUAUGUUGGAACUGGAUCUCCACAUGAGCUAGACAGGGCAUCCCCAGUCAUUUCACGUGUCCUGGAUGAAUAUUCAUUAUUACAGGAAUGAGUCAGGGUUCAGCAUCAAUCCUGCCUUGGUUUUUAAGACUCAAGUGCUGAGAACUUUCCUUCACAAAGAAGCAGCUAGGCAAGGAAGUUUCUGUUCCGGCAGCACCUGUCAACUCUGGAGCUACCUCCAAGUGUACCACUGGGUGGAGAUGCGGACCAAGAUGCGCAUCAUGGGCUUCCGGGGCACGGUCAUCAAGCCGCUGAACGAGGCUGCGGCCGCCGAUCUGGGCGCCGAGCUGCUGGGCGAGGCCACCAUUUUCAUCGUGGGCGGCGGCUGCAUGGUGCUGGAGUACUGGCGCCACCAGACGAACCAGCGCCACAAGGAGGAGGAGCAGCGCGCCGCUUGGGACGCGAUGCAGGACGAGGUGGGCCGCCUGGCACUAGCUUUUGAGGCCCUGCAGGCGCAGAUGCAGGCGACACCGCCGCCCGGCGCCUUGGAGGAGCUGCGGGCGCAGAUGCAAGAGGUGCGCGCCCAGCUCUGUGCCCGGGACGGCGAUGCGCCCUCCGCGCCCCAGGCGAUAUCCACAUCCGAGAAAUAGGAGGAUGCUGAAGCCUGAACUUGGAUGUGGCCAUGUGUGCCCUGAUGUGGCCUUCUCCCCGCGCUACCCCUGCCUGUGCUGGCCCAGCGGAAACCACCGGGAUCUUGAUGGAACUUGGGCUUUGGUCACCCUCUGUUGACCAGUGGUAUCUUCCACUGGGACUGUGAAGCUUCCAACAUAGCCCCCUCCAACCUCUAGCUCAUUGGUACAGUCCACAGUGCUCAUCUCUCCAACCCCUCCCCACACCACGCAGACCUACAAUGUCCCAGCCAGCAGGACAACAGCUCACUCUUCUGGCGGAAGAAAAAAUGGAACCAGUACUUGAGCCCAAUCAACCUGUCAAUCCCUCAUUUACCUGGUCAGUGUUACCUUUCCCUGGGACGCUUGUAUCACACCGGACACCCCCUUCUUUUUGUCAGUUGGUACAGACCAUUGUAAGGAAUGCAGUAUCUUUCAGUGGACUUCUGACCCUCUCACCUUCUGAGGUGCUCUGUAGCUGGGCAUCAUCCCCUUUUUGAGGGGAAAAAAGGAUCCUGGCUUGCAGUUGAUCCACGGAAUAUUGUACCCUUAAUCUGAUCCUUGAUAUCUUCCCUCGAGACCCCAAGUGGAAUAUUCCAACAACCCCCCUCAUCCUUCAGUCUAUGGCACAACCCCCGGAGUGGCUGUCCAGUCUUCUCAGGCAGUGCCCUCCCAACCCCGCUUUGGUGGUGAAAACAUUGAUCCUACCUAGGGCUAUUCCAUCCUGUCUCUCAGCCUCAGCUUCCUGUUUGCCUGUCCCCAAAGUCCAUGGGCCUUUCCUGACAUGUCCUUUCUGACCUUUCCCACUCUUUUUCAUUGGCCUCUCGGGGACUGCCGGCCAUGGAUUAGAUGAUCACAUCCCCCAUGUUUCAUUUAAAUCUGUCGAUCUGUGCUCUUGCCCUCCACCCCUGGGACUCUGGACUGGUCCAAUAGCCCCCCAUUCGUGCAGUGGUACCUUCUGCCUCCCAAAACCCCAAACCCCACCUCCAUCCCAUUGGACUAGGCCACUUGUUGGUCUUACCUUCUUUGGUAGUUUCCUAAGGCUGCUGUAACAAAUUACCACAAACCUGGUGGCUUAAAACCACAAGAAUUUAUUCUGUCACAGUUCUAGAGGCCACAGAUCCAAAAUUAAGGGUCAGCAGGGCUGCACCCCCUCUGAAGGCUCUAGCGGAAGGUCCUUCAUUGCCUCUUCCAGCUUCUGGGGGCUCCAGGUGUUCUGGGCUUGUGGCUGCCUAUCUCCAGUCUCUGCCUCCAUCUCCACAGCCUUCUCCUUUUCUGUCUCUUACAAAGAUACCUGGGCAUUGGAUGUAGGGCCACUCUAAAUCUAGGAUGGUUUCACUUAGAGAUUCUUAAUUCCACCUAUAAAUACCCUUUUUCCAAGUAAAUUCGCAUUCACAGGUUCCAUGGGUUAGGAUGUAGACACCUUUGGGGGCGCAGCAUUCAACCCACUGUACCUCCCCACUCCGAGAGUAUUCUGUGACUGCUGACAACCCCGUGGGACAUUCAGCCUUCCAAACGGGUUAAAGGAACAGUCCAGGAACUACCCUUCACAACUUGGUUUCUCUUCCAGGACUCACCCCUGAAGCAGGGAGGGCUGUGGGCCCCAGCAGUAUGCAUUCUGUUUUUCAGACUGUAGAUGUUUAAGGAGCCCCGGGAUGAGGGACUCAUGUUAAGGAUGUGUCUGAGAGCCAUGAUAUGGAUCUUCAAAAUGGGUACCAAGCUCAUUAAAAUCAGGGGAGAAGCUGAGAGAUCUGAUGGGGGUGAAUGGGCAGAGCGUCAUCCUGUGAACUCUCUCAGAUGGGGAAACUGAGGCCCAAGGGAAGCAAAGGGACUUGUCCAAGGCUACGAAGCCCGUGAAGAACAGGUUUCACUGGGGAGACAGAGGCGUCCAGAUUUUCCUAGGUGCAGGGCGAGGAGGAGGAAGAGAAGAGGGAGGCCGAGUGGGGGAGGGGCAGUGUCGGGCGUGGGGUCCCUCCAUCCCCUGUCAGAGCAGCCCCACAUCACACCCGAGACUGAGCAUUUUAGUGAGCGGAGUUAGAGUCAUUCCACCGGGGCCCCUUUCCAAGAAACGGGAGAGACAGGUUUUCUCUCACCUCCUCACCUCACUUCCCCAGGGGUUUAAAAAUGAUCUGGACGCAAGACCUACGCAGAUAGAAAACCAGGAAACUGGGGUUCUGAAACAUCAUCUGAAUUCCUUGUAGAAGAGGGGGAGAAGCUGGUGUAGAGGGAGCUGGGGGGGGGUGUCUUUGCAGGUGUCCCAAUUGGGUUAAAUGAUGAAGGGUAAAGGCAAGAGAGAUACCACUGCAUGAAAGGGUGAUGGACAGAGCCAGGUGAGCAGGCUCGGUGCCUGGUUUCCAUGGUUACCCCUGGGGGUCCACUCUGGCACUGAUAUCUCUGGAGCACAGGUUGCUGGAGGCCGGGAGGCCCAGGGAUGGUAAAUAGCAGUCAUUCUAACAGAUGGAGUUUAUUGAGCUCUGGUUAGGUGCUGGGCACUGUUUGAGGGAUUUAUAUACCCCAAUAACAUUAUGUUUUUCAUUUCGUGAGGAAACUGAGGCACAGAGAAGGCAAAUCACCUGCCCAAGGUCACACAGGCAGAGAAGAGGUGGAGGUGGGACGUGAAGACAGUCAAUCUGGACCAGAGUGCAAGCCUCUAACCCCCGCUCCAUUUUGCCUCUGAUGUAGCACGGCCCUAAUGUCUGUGAGAUUCAAAACCUAGCUGUCACGUGCCCUGACCUGUAGCCAGACCUGAGGGAUGCAACAGCUUCACCCCCCGGGUGGUGGGUGUGAGCGGGUGUGUGCAAGUGGAAGGAACCGCCUCUCACAGUGCACGAGGCCAGAGGAUGGAGGGUUUAUCCCUCUGGCUUCCUUCUAGCAAAAGUUUGUAUACAUUUGCGACUUGGGGAGAGGGGUUAGAAUAAAUUUGUAAUUCAAGUUGGUUGUCUUCAAAUUGAUGUAUUUUUUUUCAUAUUUGAAAAACCCGUCAACCUUAGGGAAAGAAUUCUUCGUUUAUUCUUUCAUUCAAGAACCUGUCCCCCAGGUGCCUACUGUGUGCCCUGCCCUGCCCGGUGCUGUGUGCGUUCCCAGUGGGGACCAUGACAGCCCCCACCCUGCCCUCAAGGCUCACAGUCCAGUAGGGGGACAGACAGAUGCACACACACACAUUUCUCUUCCAGUGUUGCCUGCCCCACCCCAGGUUAUUUGGGAAGAAGGAGCCAAGCUGAUUCUAGACACCUCCCCUCCUGCGGGACUCAGGGCUUUCGGGAGUAAAGCACAGAGAAACCCAUGCACACUGUCUCACAAAAGCCUCCCGCCACGUCCGAGGGUUCUGCCUCUCCCAUUUCCUGGCAGGCCCUUUGUCCCCUGUGUUGGUUUCCCUGCCUGGUAGGCUGUCGCCUGGCAAGAGCCACCGCAGAAUCAAACGGACUUCAUAAAGCUGCUGCCUGAUCCACUGGCUCAUCCAGCCAUCCCUGCACGAGCCCCUGUGACGCUGUGUGGCCAGGCUGGGGCCCCCAGCCCCAGUGGACAGAGGGAGAGGAGAAGCAUGCCCAAAGGAGAACUGAGUGGGCAUCAUCCACCUGCUCGUUAAACACGUGUAUUGAGCACCUACUGCAUGCCUGGCCCUGUUCUAGUAGCUGGGAAUAAAUCGGGAACAGGACAAUGUCCCCACCACUAUGGAGCUGAAAUCCAGUGCAAGACAGGGUCAGAGGAGUGUCAGAGGAGGCCACGUUUGAGACAAGCCCCGAAGGACUGAGAAGGUUAUUAGCAUGUAUAAAGGCCCUGAGGCCAGUAUGGGGUCCGCCUGUUUCUGGAACAGCAAGGAUUUCUGUUACCAGAAUAGAGUGGGGGUUGGUGGACUGAGGUCCUCAGGCCAGAUCCAGCAACCCACUGCCUGUCUUUGUAAAUAAAGAUUUAUUGGAAAGCAGCCACACUCAGCCGUUAUAUGUUUUCUAUGUCUGCCUUUGCACUAAAUGGCAGAGUUGAGUAUUUGCGAUAGAUAUCAUUUGGCCUUCAAAGAGGAAAAUAUUUACUGUCUAGCCCUUUGCAUAAAGAGUUUACCAGCCCUGGAAGAGAGUAAGCAAGGAGAGGGAUGAGGAGGGGGUCAGGAGAACAAGUCGGCUUGGCACAACUCUGGAGGGUCACAGCAGCUCCAGGCACCCCAUCGGAUCAACUGUUGGGCCUGCAUCCACUUCAGCUUCUCUCUGCCCAACCCUGCUUUGUUCACUCCCCACCCACAGGAGCCGUUCCCAGAGACUCCGCAACAACCCUACGGCACACAGAUCUCAGUCUCCAUCUCAAUCUAUGACAUAUAGACUAUGUAAUCCACAACAUGCAUACUUACGUAAUAAUUUUAAUUCACCCUAAAUAUGUAUUAUGAAUACCUCAUAAUUCAUGCAUUAUGUGACAUAAUCUAUAAUGGAAUAUAAAUUUUAUGUAACAUGUGU
Messenger RNA from Rhinolophus ferrumequinum (greater horseshoe bat), 5872 nucleotides. RefSeq names its product optic atrophy 3 protein. Gene Ontology annotation, cellular component: mitochondrion. NCBI's taxonomy places the organism in Eukaryota, Metazoa, Chordata, Mammalia, Chiroptera, Rhinolophidae. The transcript has 2 exons. Gene Ontology annotation, biological process: regulation of lipid metabolic process. Bases 849 to 1412 code for a protein of 187 amino acids. The record is from RefSeq and is a predicted model, not a curated record.